AUGGUGAAUAUUACGGAGAAGAUCAAAGAGAUUGAGGAUGAGAUGAGGAGGACGCAGAAGAAUAAGGCUACGGAAUAUCAUCUUGGUCUACUGAAAGGAAAACUUGCCCGUCUCCGCGCACAACUCCUCGAACCCGCUGCAGGUGCAGGUUCCGGUGGAGGACAAGGAUUCGAUGUAUCGAAAUCCGGAGAUGCGCGUAUUGCACUCGUUGGCUUCCCCUCGGUAGGAAAGUCGACCUUCCUCUCCAGAGUCACAAAGACAAAAUCAGAAGCCGCAUCCUACGCCUUCACCACGCUUACGGCGAUUCCUGGUGUGCUUGAGUAUGGUGGUGCUGAGAUUCAGGUCUUGGAUUUACCGGGUAUCAUUGAGGGCGCUGCGGAGGGCAAGGGACGAGGAAGACAGGUCAUUAGUGCUGCGAAGACGAGUGAUCUUGUCUGCAUGAUUCUUGAUGCUACGAAGAAGGCGGAACAGAGGCGAUUGUUGGAAGCCGAGUUGGAAGCUGUGGGUAUCAGAUUGAACCGCGAGCCACCAAAUAUCUAUCUCAAGCCCAAGAAGGCUGGCGGCAUGAAGAUCAACUUCCAGGUCCCGCCCAAGCAUCUCGACGAGAAGAUGGUCUACAACAUUCUCAAAGACUACAAGAUGCUCAACUGCGAAGUCCUCGUCCGAGACGAAAACGCAACAGUCGACGACUUCAUCGACGUCAUCAUGAAGGACCACAGGAAAUACAUCAAGUGUCUCUACGUGUACAACAAGAUCGAUAGCAUCGGUCUCCCCCACUUGGACGAAUUAGCACGCGAGCCACACACCGUCGUCAUGAGCUGUGAGCUCGAUCUCGGUAUUCAAGACGUUGUGGACAGGUGUUGGGAAGAGUUGAGGUUGAUCAGGGUGUACACAAAGAGGAAGGGCAACGACCCAGAUUUCUCAGAGGCGCUCAUUGUACGGCACGGAAGCACGAUCGAAGACGUCUGCGACCAAGUUCAUCGGACACUGAAGGAGACGUUCAAGCAUGCGCUGGUUUGGGGCGCAAGUGCCAGGCACGUGCCGCAGAAGGUGGGCUUAGGGCAUGUAGUGGCCGAUGAGGAUGUUGUCAGCAUUGUGGCAAAGUAA
This is a messenger RNA of Alternaria incomplexa, 1107 nucleotides long. RefSeq names its product Ribosome-interacting GTPase 2 (gene RBG2). The coding region runs from base 1 to 1107 and encodes 368 amino acids. The transcript is spliced from 6 exons. Gene Ontology annotation, molecular function: GTP binding; GTPase activity. The record is from RefSeq and is a predicted model, not a curated record. Gene Ontology annotation, cellular component: cytoplasm. NCBI's taxonomy places the organism in Eukaryota, Fungi, Ascomycota, Dothideomycetes, Pleosporales, Pleosporaceae. Gene Ontology annotation, biological process: cytoplasmic translation.